Camelus dromedarius (Arabian camel) is the source of this 889-nucleotide messenger RNA. It is a transcript of the gene ZMAT5, whose product is annotated as zinc finger matrin-type 5. The transcript has 6 exons. The coding region runs from base 104 to 616 and encodes 170 amino acids. Gene Ontology annotation, molecular function: zinc ion binding. NCBI's taxonomy places the organism in Eukaryota, Metazoa, Chordata, Mammalia, Artiodactyla, Camelidae. The record is from RefSeq and is a predicted model, not a curated record. Gene Ontology annotation, cellular component: U12-type spliceosomal complex.
UCAAUACCUAAGGAAGGACUACGAAUCCCAGCAAGCAGUUCGCGGCGCGAGGGCGCAGGAGGAGGAGCUCGGAGCCGUCGGGCCUCGAGGAGCCAGGGCGGCCAUGGGGAAGCGUUACUUCUGCGACUACUGUGACCGCUCCUUCCAGGACAACCUCCACAACCGCAAGAAGCACCUGAAUGGGCUACAGCACCUCAAGGCCAAGAAGCUCUGGUACGACAUGUUCCGAGAUGCAGCUGCCAUCUUGCUGGAUGAGCAGAACAAGCGUCCCUGCAGGAAAUUUCUACUGACAGGCCAGUGUGACUUUGGCUCCAACUGCAGAUUUUCCCACAUGUCAGAGCAAGACCUGCAGGAGCUGAGUAUCCAGGUGGAGGAGGAGAGGAGGGCCAGGGAGUGGCCACUUGACGUCACCGAGCUCCCCGAGGGCCGUCUGGAGGAUUGGCUGGAGAAGAGAGCCAAGCGGCUGAGCUCGGCCCCGAGCAGCAGGGCAGAACCCAUCAGAGCCACUGUCUUCCAGUACCCUGUGGGCUGGCCACCAGUCCAGGAGCUGCCUCCAUCCCUGCGGGCACCCCCACCAGGAGGGUGGCCCCUGCAGCCCAGUGUCCAGUGGGGCUGAGCCCCUCAUCCCUGCCUGGUCAGCUCUCAAGUCAGCCACAGUAAAAACAAGGGCUUGUACUGGGGACACCGAGGCCCCCCUCCUGCUGUGCCCCAUGGAGCAUCUGAAAUCAUUGACUCAGACUCGCCUGGCCUCUCUGGGGCCUAAAAGCCCCUCCUAUCCAGGUGCAGCCCUGGUCCUGGCUCUGCCCCCUCCCUCUCCUCCACCCUCCUUCCUUCCUGGGCAUCUUGAGAAGACUUCCUUCCAGAUGCUUAUAAAGAAAGUCUGUCACCA